AUGGCCAAUGGUGGAUCAACCGAACCCAUCGUACUCUCCAGCUUUUACCGCGUUGAAGAACAGAACGGCCUCAUUGCGGAACAUUACGGUCCUCCAUCUGCCCGAGCCCAGCGUGGUAUAAAGCGAGCGAGGUGGGCGAGGUGGAUGAAUGUCAAAGCUCGCAUCAUGCUCUGGAAGAAUAUUUUUGCCCUCGCGUCGCUUAGCACCCUCGUCUAUGCUCAUGCUGCCCCUGAUAGCAGUCCUUUUGCCAACCAUCCAGAAGAGAUUGCUCGUAGACAGCUCGAGACGAAUGCCCGUCACGUCAUGGCCCGCAAUUGCGCCCCUCAGGUUGCCGAGUACCAGGCUCAGCGCAAAGCCCGCCGUGAGCUCAAGCGUCGUGGAAUCGUCGACGACAGCAUCAUGGAUCUCGAGCGUCGCCAGGCUAGUGGCACCUCGUCCGCUCUGAAGCCUCAUUACUCGACAAUUCAGAAUACGUGCAUUGCCGCUCCAGAGGUCACUGAGGGGCCCUAUUAUCUCCGUAAUGAGCUCAUCCGCACAGACUUGCGCGAGGCACAGGCGGGAACCCCCCUCUAUCUCGACAUUGGCGUCCUCGACAUUUCCACUUGCAAGCCUGCGACCAAUGUUUUUGUCGAAAUCUGGGCUUGCAAUGCCCAAGGUGUCUAUUCUGCUUUCGGUGGAAGCACAACUGGCGGAGGUCCUGGAGGUGGUGGGCAAGCAGGUGGAAGCGGAACGAAGACGAAUAACAACAAUUUCCUGCGUGGUGGAUACACAACGAAUGCAAACGGUGUCGUGGAGCUCUUGACCAUUUACCCUGGAUUUUACUCGGGACGUACGAUUCAUAUCCAUACAAUGGUUCAUCAAAACGUCAAGACUAGCUCAAAUGGUACCAUCGUUUCGUCUCCUACGACUCUUCGCCACAUCGGUCAGAUAUUCUUCGACGAGACAUUGAACACACGGGUUCUUGCGCAGUCGGCUUACCAGAACAGUGGACAGUCCCACACCCUCAAUAGUGCUGACAGCAUUCUAAGGCAAGCAAACGCAAACGGCUACAGCGCAUUUGCAUCCGUCACUCAGCUGGGUAGCAGUCUUUCCGAUGGUCUCCUGGGAUAUAUCACCAUUGGAAUCGACCCUACGGCGGCGCGGUCUAUCACGACAAAGAACUAUUACGGAGUCGCCAAGCGGGAGACGGAAGAAGAGGAAGAAGACUAG
Molecule: messenger RNA, 1209 nt
Organism: Serendipita indica DSM 11827
Lineage: Eukaryota; Fungi; Basidiomycota; Agaricomycetes; Sebacinales; Serendipitaceae
Source: the annotation of a GenBank genome assembly